CAAACCUGCAUGCUUAACAACCGAUAGCCACCCUGAGAGGAUUUCAGCAGACCUGGAAAGAUAGUCUGGCAGCUGCACUGAAGAGGUGGAUUGGGUGUUUUUUUUUCUGUUAUUGUGGAUAAUUCCGUGCUAAUUUUUUUUGCGUCUGUAGGCGGUGAAUGGUUGGCACAGCAGGCCCAGUGAUUUCUUUGAAAUAUAUGUGAGUCUCAAGAGGACGCCGGUCUGGGAUUACCUAAGACUGAAACAAUAUCGCCCAUUUUUUAGUGACUCAGCGAGCCGGUUACACGACCAGAUAUUUCAUUUUCAGGGUUUCUCGUUGAGAAUGGCAUCUAUCAAGUCCAUCCUCAGCGAAGCUGGACAUUGACACUUCGCGUGGCCACUGAGCCGGACCUUGAAGAUUGAAUGAGCAUGUUUGGCACGGUACCUCCUUGCCUGAAUCCCCACCUUGUAGCAACAGGUUACGCACCUGGCCUCCCUCAAAUGCACUUAUAGCGCGCGGCUUUGACUUUAUUCUCCUCUCGGCACUGCUGAUUUUCCUACAUGUCUCUCACCAUGGUGGAACACAACGGCCUGGACAUUAUGUGCCUGAACAAGUACUGCCACAGUUCCUCCUCUUCGUCCAGCUCAGAGCAAGACAAGAAGAUUUUUUCCAAGCUAAGACUCAGUAUGUUAGGGGAAUAUCCGAGGAAGAACGCAGAGAUCCUCAGCGGUCAGUAUGGCACCAAUUUGCUGCUGAUCGGGGCGGCGUUGAUGCUCGCUAUUGCGCACCAUGGCCCCUCUGUCAAAGAGGAGCACCUGCUGUCCUUCGUCACCAGCCUCAUGAUGCUCCAGUUGAUCUGGAUGAUGUGGUACAUCCUAGUGCGGGACAGACAGAAGAACGUGCGGACUGACAAAGAUGUCCACGCAACAACAUGCUGGAUCCGAGGUGGUUUGACUCUCCUUGCACUCCUUUCCCUCAUCAUGGAUGCUUUCCGAAUCGGGUAUUAUGUUGGCUAUCGGUCUUGUGUGUCAGCUGUGCUCGGGGUAUAUCCUGUCAUUCAUGCAACUCACACCAUAGCACAGGUGCAUUUUCUCUGGUUCCACAUCAAGGAUGUCAUCAAGAGCUUUGAAACAUUCGAGAGAUUUGGUGUAAUCCAUGCUGUGUUUACCAACCUCCUCCUGUGGUGCAAUGGUGUGAUGUCAGAGGCCGAACACUUCUUGAACAACCACAAGAGAGACUCUCUGCCUGGCUACGGAAACCUUAGCAUAGUUCACCCAGAGCCUCACUGUAACUGCACCACCAACUGCUCCAUGUUCUCCAGCAGCCUUUACUUUCUGUAUCCCUUCAACAUUGAGUACCACAUCUUCGUCUCCGCCAUUCUCUUCGUUAUGUGGAAGAACAUUGGACGGACCAUUGACCUCUCUUUAAAUCGGAAAACUUGCACCAAAACCCAGAACCUGAAUGUAGGCCCCAUUCUGGGUCUUCUUGCACUGGCCAGCACUAUCGGGAUCCUGGUAGUCUACAACCAUGUAGAGGAGUCCCUUCAAACGCGUCAGUCAGCUAUUUCCAUGUUCUACAUUUAUGGCAUUGUCAUGCUGGUGUUCAUGUGCUUUGCUGGUGCUUCAGGUCUGCUCGUAUACCGGGCGGACCACGUGCCACUGGACACCACCAAGAACCCGUCCAGACAGCUGGACACAGAGCUGCUCUUUGGGUCCUCAAUUGGCUCCUGGCUCAUGUCAUGGUGCAGCAUAGUGGCUGUGUUUGGCACCAACACAAAUCCACCAUAUCGCUGGACCAACCUGGUCUACUCCCUGCUCAUUGUGCUGGAGAAGUACGUCCAGAAUCUCUUCAUCAUUGAGUCACUCUAUCGUCAGCAAGGGGACAGGGAGAGGGACGACCCUGAGCUACCGGCUGCUCCAGAAAUCUUCUCGGUGACGUCCUCAUUGGCUCCACCGUACAACGGCAUCAUCAACCGCGCUUAUGAGACCCCGGACAGGGCCUGUGUCACAAUCGAGAAUGAUCAGGAGGAGAUUGGACAGGUGUACAAAUGUCCGAGGAAACCUUCUGAAGUGCCACUACCUGUUGGGAACAAAGUGGUGGAGCCCCGAAAUAUUAAGAGGCAAAUCCUGAAGAACAUUGCUGUGUUCCUGCUGAUGUGCAACAUUUCGCUGUGGAUCCUUCCUGCCUUUGGCUGCCGGCCACAAUAUGACAAUGGGUUGGAACAGGAGACAUUUGGCUUCAGCAUAUGGACCACAGUUCUCAAUUUCGCCAUUCCCUUGAACCUUUUCUACCGGAUGCAUUCAGUGGCCUCCCUCUUUGAGGUGUUCCGCCGGGUCUGAUAGCGUAACAGAUGACUGACAAUGCCUGAUAACAUGCACAAGAACACUUGUCACCACUGGCUCCUGAGAGUUUUUGUCACAGCGCAGGUCAACCGUUCAGGAGGCAGUCUGUGUCACACUCUGGCAGACAUGAAGAAAGCUGUGGAAGAAAACAAAAACAUAAAUCCCUCAGUGAGGGAAUAACAGAGGAAGACCAGCCUAUUAGCCUAUGUUCCUUGAACAAUUACUUUAAAUAAUGUGGACUUAUAAUGAUGGGGAUGAAAGGGAUCUUUGGUUUUUACUAUUUGAAAGAGCCCUUUGUACUCUUUGCCCUGUAGACACCUUUCUGUAGGUUUUCCUCUGAUGUGCAUCAUGUAAAAUUUAGAGGCUGUAUUUUAAAUAAAAUAUUUGUACUGUUUCAUAUAAAAUAACUAAAAGUGCCCAGUAGAUUACAGCUAAACAGUACACUACAAAUGAACCACUGGACUACUGGUUAGUGUCAAAUACCUGAAAAGGUAAUACAACUCUACUGAGCUGUUUCAUAAGACUGUAUGUUUAUCAGUGAGCCCCUUCACUCAUAUUUUACUAAUGUGGAAUAUUCAACUAUUAUUGGAUGUGGUUCUCAUUUUAUUCUUUUAGUAGUUUAAUUAUUUGGAUGGACUUGAGCAACAAAAACAGUGACAAUCUUAGCACUAUACUUUGAAUAACCUUUAUGAGUUGGUAUAAAGUUCUCAGACAUAGCACCUGCCUGUGUCAGUCGUUUAAGGUUCAUCAGUGCCUUCUGGUAUUCUAUUGAUCUGUCCUGUCAGGUUGAAUGGUGAGUAUUAUGUUACUGCAAAAUGAUGUUACUAGGCAGCACUAUUUUGAUUGUAAUGCAGUCCUAGGAUCUUUAUUUUGAGAACUGUGAGGGAAGAUCAACAUUUUCCAGCUUUAUGUGUGUUUCAAAACUGGGAACCUUGUUUCAGAAUACAUCUAGGAUUAUUAAACCAAUAUGAAAUUACAUAUAAUUUGUUGAGAAACAUAUGAUGCUGUCACAAUGACCUCUCCACCAGACUACAAAUAUUUGUAUUCACCUGAAAGAUCAGCAACACGUAAACAUCCCAUUCUGUGAGAUCACUUUCAUUUGUUAGAAAACAUUCUCUUCUACUGAACAAUUGUAUAUCACAAUAUGCAGAACUGCAUAACUUUAGCUGGUCCAGCAAUCCUCAACCUGGUGCUACUCACUGUAUAUAUUCUUGAUAUGUGUUCUCAUUAUGUGCCAAUUCAUGGUAAAGUCCUCUUGGUUUAAGGUGCAAAAUGCCAUAUCAUAUCACAUUUUAAAAUAAUCGAUCAAAAUCAACCACACACUGUGAUAUGAUUUUGUGAAAUUGCAAUAAAAUGGUGCUCUAUAAAAUGAUGUGUACAAU
Notolabrus celidotus (New Zealand spotty) is the source of this 3704-nucleotide messenger RNA. It is a transcript of the gene otop1, whose product is annotated as otopetrin 1. Gene Ontology annotation, biological process: proton transmembrane transport; inner ear morphogenesis. Gene Ontology annotation, cellular component: membrane. NCBI's taxonomy places the organism in Eukaryota, Metazoa, Chordata, Actinopteri, Labriformes, Labridae. The record is from RefSeq and is a predicted model, not a curated record. Gene Ontology annotation, molecular function: proton channel activity.